Saccostrea echinata is the source of this 4051-nucleotide messenger RNA. RefSeq lists its product as uncharacterized. NCBI's taxonomy places the organism in Eukaryota, Metazoa, Mollusca, Bivalvia, Ostreida, Ostreidae. Gene Ontology annotation, cellular component: HAUS complex; mitotic spindle microtubule. The transcript has 17 exons. Gene Ontology annotation, molecular function: microtubule binding. The coding region runs from base 72 to 3383 and encodes 1103 amino acids. Gene Ontology annotation, biological process: spindle assembly. The record is from RefSeq and is a predicted model, not a curated record.
AAGUGUUUAUGAUAACAGCUUAUAUUGUGCAGCAAAAGUUGUCUGUAAGCUUUUCAACAAAAAAGUAAAAGAUGGAAGAAAGUCAUGAUGUACAAGAACUAUUCUUUACCAACCUACAGCUUCUGGGGUUCAAUGUGGAGAGAAAAGAGGCUGAAGUCAGAAUACCUUUCAAUAAAAACAUGUUUGAUUUACCAAAUCGCAGAGGGGCAGAGGAGGUGUUGUACUUCUUAUUCAGUCGACUGAAUCCUGUCAUGUGUAAAGAAGAAUUUAGAGGCUGUUGGCCAAUAACAGAUAAACAACAAGAGCAGAUGUUUAGAAGAGGCUGUAACAACUGGUUGAGCAACAUUAACAAAGAGGAGCCAGAGGCCAUGUUACCUAGGAUUUCUCCCUCCUUGUUUCUGACACCAGGUGGAGUUAAAUUCUAUCAUCUCAUCUAUCGCUUCUCACGAUAUGUCAUCGUACAGGUCAACGAAAAGGAGAAUGGAGCAAAAGACAAGGAAAAACACAGGUAUCCAACUCUAACCCAGAAGAACAAAGAGCUUGCAAACAAUAUGGCAGACACCUUGAUUAGCUGCGUCAUCAGGAAAAGGAACACUUUCCUAAACACAGCACAAGAAAUAGUCUCCCUUAACAGACAAUGGAAAGAGCAGUCCAAUGACAUGGUGAAGGAAUAUAGAAAGCUGAACAAAGAAAUACGAGACACAGAAUUAAAGAUCCGAGACGAGAUUCACAAGUCAUCACAGAUGAGUGCUGCUAGGGGUAGCCCUCUUGCCAAGAAACAAAGAUCAAAAUCAUAUGAGCCAGACUUUGAUCCCAAAUCAACAAAGAGGUCACAGAAGGUCAAUGAGGUGAGAGGACUGUGGAAACAGUUGGAUGGAUUUCUUGUCAGUGAGGCCUCGGAGAGGGAGGUGAUAGAGUCAGUAGUGGACACCUCCCUAACUAAAUACAGGAUAGACUCUGCCAACAUCUCCAUCAAAGUCCCAGAUCUAUUGCUUCGAGAGUGUGAGAAGGAAAUUAGGCGGAGACAUGUAGACAACACCUUUCACCAUGGGAAGUUAAACCUGAUCAGUCUUCUACAACUGUGGAACCUCUGUCUACAUUUGAUACAAGACCGAUUUCAAGACACUGGUGUACCAGAUUUCACCACAGACAUUGAAAAUAUAACCACACUGGCCCACAAAAAUCACAGCUUACUUGUGGCUAGUCAAGAUCUACAGAGGGAGAUUGAGGGGGUUUUACCAGAACUGAAGCGGUCAGUGGACCAGCUGCGGUCAGAGGUUGAACAGGGACUGACCACGACCCCCACACAACUCAGGACUUCAGCAGUAGGACUAGGACUAAUGGAGCCGACUCCUGAGGUAUCAUUUUCACCUGCCUCAAGUGUACAGGGGAGGCAACCAACAGAAACCUCUGUAACACUCACGCCACAUGAAAAUGCAACCCCUGAAGCAGUAGCCAGAAUCUCUGAGGACAUUUCUGUUAGAGUGAAUCGAAUCAAACUGUUUACUGAUAGCCCCAGGAUUUCUCAGUCUGAAAAGCCUGCUAGCUCUACGAAGGUUCCUAGAAAACUUGCCAUGACCCAAAAAAGUAGCACUACACGACAUUUGGACAGAACAAAACCCAGAGUGGUGGAUGUCAGGGGUCAGUUACAGUCCACUCCUACCAAAGCCAGGAGGGAUCAGCCAGUUAAUGCUCAUAUAGGCUUAAAAGCAUUGGAUUUGAAACAGGAUCUGUCACUGAAUGACAGUGAUAAGCUGUCUGCUGACUUGUCAACUUUAGUGCAGAAAGAACAGUCAACUUUAAAAUUAAAUGUUUCAACAUCAAGAAAUACAAGUACAAAAUCAAUACCCAGGGAAAAUAAUUCUCUGAAUAAUUUUAAUAAUAAUGAGCCAUUCUGUGAUAAAACCCCAACAAAUAACUAUAUACUUGAUGUUAAAGUGGAACAAGGUGGCAGUAUGCACAGGGACAUGAAUAAGUCAGAAACAGAUGUCUUAGUGGAUGAAAUAUUUGGGGAAACUCCAAAAGGUUCCCCAUUCAGUAUCCAGAAGUCUCCAUCAGAUUGCCUGGUUGAGGAAGUCCUUUCCUCAGGUGUACUUAACUCUCCCUUUGUUGACCAAUCACAGGAUACAGAUAGGAAUCAUUUCAAUGAAGGUGAAUUGAAAAGUGAUAUUGGAGAAAAUAAACAGAAGGUUCACAUUGAGAAAUCAAUGGAGGAAUUAGAGAGAGGUCUGAGUGAAAUCAACUGUAGUGGUGACUUCACAAGGACAGACAAGUCAGCCCCUUAUCUACAGCGACCCCAUUCACCAGUAGCUGAAUUCUUAGAUCACUUGGAGUUUGAACCUACUGAAAAAAGUCAAGGGAUUUUAGAAAAACAAGUAGAUGCAUUAUCUGAUCUUGAGAGUUCAAGGUCAUCCCAAGGACUAGAGGCAUCAGACAAAGAAAAUGUUCCGGGCCCAGGCCUGCUAGCCUCCAUCGAUUCAUUACCAGAACACCAGAACUCAGCAGUACCAUCUUUUGAUGAAGAGGUCGAUAUAGACCUGAGACAAGAAGGAAUAUCUGUACAUAUUACCCCCUCAGCAGGAAUCCCCAUUAUCAAAGAUUCUAUAAAUAUCCAGGAAAGUCCCUUGUCAGAAGACAUUAGGAAGAUCUACAGAGAAGCCAUGGGAGGGGAAGAGUUUGGUAAGGAAGGCUCUAAACAAAGUCAAUCUCACCCAGACAUAUUUGAUGAUUUCCUCUGUACAGCAGAUGUGCAUGGGGACUUGGACAGUGUUGAAAUGCCAGUGUUCAGUCUGAAUGACUCUACAGAUGAUAUCAUGGAGCAAGGAAACCAGUCAAAUAGAAGUGUGAACUCAGGGCAGUAUCCAUCAGGAUCUGACAAUGGUCAGAAACUAGUCAAAAAUAUGUCUCCACAUGUGUCAGACUUGAAUGGAAACCCUGUCCACCACCAUCCUUCCAGAGGUGUGGACCGCUUAAUAGUGGAUAGACAGCUUAGUAGGACAUGGGAACAAUUGGAGCUGUCCAUGGAGGUUCUUGAUGACUUGAUGGGGAAAGACCAUCAGUUUUCUCCCUUCCUUCAGUCCCCCAAGGAGGGAUUUUUUGGUCAACACAAGAAGUCACCUUUUUCUGACUCUCCAGUUUGUCCUAAACCUAAAGACAAUUCUUCCGAGGGACUAGAUACUUCUGAUGACUUGGAUGAAUCUUUUGUUCCAUUCAAGGAUGGUUUUAGUCUGGAAGGGGGCACAACUCCAGCUAAAAAGAAUGUGCUGAUAAAUUUAGAUGUUAAUAAGGAUAAUGGUGCAGAACAGAGCAGCACUGAUGAUAUACUAGCUAGAUUAGAAAAACUGAAGCAGAAGAAAUCACAAAUAGUCUCAGAUGGAACGUAAUCAGCAUUAUAAUGUCUAGUUGUUCAUCAUUGUAUUAUUUUUAGACAUUUUUCACAUAUAUCCAAGUGGGAGCUGAGAUAUUGUUGUAUGAACUAUGUCGCUCAAACUUUCAACAGUUUCAUUUUUUACAUAGAAAUAGGUGACUUAUUUGGAGCGUUGCAACAGCAUUUAUUACCCUGAUUAUUUUUGGUGAGUAAAACUUGCAUUUAAUUACUAAAUAUAAAAUGCCUUCUUUGUAUCCAAAACAAAUUUUGUUUCCCUGUGAUAGAUGUUAUUUGAACCGAAUUAAAUGUAGUGUAAUUUUUUUUACAUCCUCAAAUUUUUUAUCUUGUGUUAAAUACUAUAUGCAGGAAAUUUUUGCCAUAUACAUGUAGUUAUUUUCAGCUUUUUAUUAAGGUGAAAAUAGAUAUUCACAAUAUUUGGAUUUGGCUAAAAUUUGUCAAUACAGUCAGUAUAUAUCUAAUAUUAUUUGGGGGGGGGAUGUUUAAAGUAUGAUUUUCAGACACAGCUAGUAAUUUCUUAAAAAAAGCAUUAAAAUAUUUUAUGUUAGGAAAAUUUAAUUUUGAUGUAAUAAUUUUACAUGGAAACUCUUAAGCCAGUGCACUCAUUGUCAAAGUCGUUAUUCUUGUUUUUUUUUUUAACCUUUUUAUGCUUGUCACUUUCUUAGU